GAUUCCGAAUUCAGAUGGUUGUUUUGGUGUUUUGGCUCUCGGUGUUCGGUGCUUGUUGUUUAUUAAUUAUAUUUUUGCGGUGUGCAGACCAAAACCCUGUUUAAACCAAGGUCGAGGCUAAGUUUUGAAAAUUUAGCCUUUUAAAAUUUGAGUUACAUAAUCAGCUUAAUUAAAACAAGGUCACCAGUCACCAUGCAACGAGGACGGGGCUUUGGCUUUCAAAUUGGACGCAAGCCGACCACCAAUUUGCAGGCAGUUCCUCCACCUCCUUCGCUAGGGGUGAGUAAGCAGGGCUACAGCACCAUGGACGCAAUCAGUCAAAACGCCCUCACCAUUGGCGGCUACGGAGGACAGGCUAGAAAAAGAGCACGGGCAGACGAGGAUGACUACUUUGAUGAUGACGAUGAGAAGGGCCAGGGUCAGCUUGAAUAUAUUCCUGCUCCAGGAAGCCCUUCAUACAAAAAGCAGGAAGAACGCAAAGAGGACUCGGAUUCGGAGGAGGAUCCGUUAGACGCAUUUAUGGCUGGAAUUGAAAAGGAAGUGAAGAAAGAUACAGUAAAGGUUGAGAGCAAGAAAGAACCUGAGAAGAAGGGCGUCCGGACAGACAUUGACAAUGAAGACAAUGAGGAAUCUUACUACAGGUACAUGGAGGAGAAUCCCAAUGCUGGACUCCAGCACGAAGAUUCCGAUGCCGAGGUGGAAUACGAUGAAGAUGGCAAUCCCAUUGCACCUCCGAAAUCUAAAAUAAUUGAUCCGUUGCCCCCAAUGGACCACUCCACAGUUACCUAUGAGAACUUUGAGAAGAAUUUCUACAUAGAGCAUGAGGAUAUUCAUGGCAUGAGUAGAAGCACAGCUAUAGACUUGAGAUCCAAGCUGGGACUUAAGGUCACCGGACCUUCUCCUCCAAAGCCGGUGACAAGCUUUGGUCACUUCAACCUGGACGAAGGCUUAAUGAAAGUCAUUAGGAAAUCGGAGUACACUCAGCCAACCCCUAUACAAAGUCAAGCAGUGCCUACUGCUCUCUCAGGAAGAGAUAUCAUUGGUAUCGCAAAGACUGGUAGUGGUAAAACUGCUGCUUUUGUUAUCCCCAUGAUUGCUCACAUUAUGGACCAAAGGCCAUUGAAGAAAGGCGAAGGACCAAUAGCACUUAUUUUGGCUCCAACAAGAGAAUUGUCACAACAGAUUUACCAAGAGGCGAAAAAAUUCGGAAAAGCGUACAACCUCCAAGUUGUUUGCUGCUACGGAGGAGGAUCAAAAUGGGAGCAGAGCCAAGCUCUGGAGGGGGGCGCUGAAAUAAUUGUUGCUACGCCAGGACGAAUGAUUGACAUGGUCAAAAUGAAAGCAACAAAUCUCCAACGUGUCACAUACUUAGUAUUGGACGAGGCUGACAGAAUGUUUGACAUGGGUUUUGAGCCACAAGUACGAUCCAUUUGCAAUCACGUUAGACCUGACAGACAAACACAGCUCUACAGUGCCACAUUCAAGAAAAGGGUAGAGAAACUGGCAAGAGACAUAUUGACUGACCCUGUGCGCAUCGUGCAAGGUGAUGUUGGAGAGGCAAAUCAAGACGUGACUCAAAUCGUCAAGUUAUUCAAUACUCCACAAGCAAAAUGGACCUGGCUUCUGGGCAACCUUGUAGAAUUCCAAUCAGCAGGCAGCGUUCUAAUUUUUGUGACAAAAAAGGCCAACGCAGAAGAGGUUGCAAAUAAUCUGAGGCUGAAAGAAAAUGAAUGUCUUUUGUUGCACGGAGACAUGGAUCAGGCCGAAAGAAAUAAAGUCAUCACGGCUUUUAAACGGAAAGAGGUCAACAUUCUUGUUGCUACAGAUGUUGCAGCUCGUGGUCUGGACAUUCCUCAUAUUAGGACAGUUGUCAACUAUGACAUCGCACGAGACAUCGAUACUCACACACACAGAAUUGGACGAACAGGUCGAGCUGGUGAAAAAGGCACAGCUUACACCUUUGUCACUGACAAAGAUAAGGAAUUUGUCGGGCAUCUUGUCAGAAACCUGGAAGGCGCCAAUCAGGAGGUUCCUGAUGAUCUGAUGGAACUUGCCAUGCAAAGUUCCUGGUUCAGGAACUCUCGCUUUAAAGGAGGAAAGGGCAAGAAUGCAAAUGUUGGAGGCCGAGGACUUGGUUUUAAGGAGAGAUCAACAGGGGGCGGUGGUGGGGGAGGCGGAGGCGGCUACUCUGCACAGCCAAAAGAAAGUGUGAGUGAAAAAAUCGCAAAAUCUGCAGGGCCUGGGACAGAUAGGCUUUCAUCAAUGCGUAAUGCAUUUAAGCAGCAAUACCAGAGCCAGUUUAAGGCAUCCAAUGAUCAAAGCUGGAAACAACAUCUGCCAACAAACGAACCCUCAUCGUCAUCAGGCAGCAGUUCCAGCUCUGGUGAAAAGAAAAAGAGAAGCCGAUGGGAGUAGGAUGUCUGUUAAGUGGUUGUCCUUAUGUAAAUUGUAAUUAGUAUUGUUAAAAUAAAACAGUAACGUAAAUAAAAGGAACAAAAAUUUAAAUUAUAGCAAAGCA
Neocloeon triangulifer is the source of this 2518-nucleotide messenger RNA. Its product is annotated as ATP-dependent RNA helicase DDX42. The coding region runs from base 193 to 2415 and encodes 740 amino acids. The transcript is spliced from 13 exons. Gene Ontology annotation, molecular function: ATP binding; RNA binding; RNA helicase activity. The record is from RefSeq and is a predicted model, not a curated record. NCBI's taxonomy places the organism in Eukaryota, Metazoa, Arthropoda, Insecta, Ephemeroptera, Baetidae.